Ectocarpus siliculosus is the source of this 6729-nucleotide messenger RNA. Lineage: Eukaryota; Phaeophyceae; Ectocarpales; Ectocarpaceae. The record is from the annotation of a GenBank genome assembly.
AUGUCCUCAGGGAACACGCCAAGAACACGCCGAUGGCCUUUGGCAGCAGUGGGACUGCUGCUGCUGCUGCUAAUCGGCUCUGCCAACAACAGGGUGUCGGCGUUGCUGCAGCUAGACCAAGUGCCGAACAGGACUACCAACGAGAGGAGCGCCACGUUCACGUACGUCUGCACGCCGCUGGACACCACCGAGGAUGACGGGUGCGACGUCGAGUGGUCGCUGGAUUCGGCCGUAUGGGUGCCGGUGGCACUGUCGGCGAACGCGUCGGUUACGGUGGAAGACCUUCUCGACGGCGUCCACUCUCUCUCCCUCAAGAACGACUACACUGCCGACGGACGCUCCGAAACAGAGAGCGUGGAUUACACCUGGACCGUCGACACCGUACCCCCCGACACGAUCGUGGACACCGGGCCGAGCCAAGAUGGAGAGGCCCCCAGACCCGAAGAGGCAGAUCCCUUCCUUUUCUUCACCUUCCACUGCAGCGAGGACCUGUGCCGCUACCGAUACCAGUUCGAUAACCGCGUCGAGCUGACGGCGACGUGGGACGUGGCGGACGGCAUCGGCCUGAUGGGACAGGUGUCGGUGACCUCCGUGCAGCAGGCUAGCGGCAGCGGUAGCGGCGGUGGGACCGGCGAUGAGGAAGACGGGUCCGGGAAGCUGCAGAUCAGCGUCUUCCUGACCGCAGCCAGCAGCUACAGCGACCCCGACGACCCGCAGCUCAUGCCUUCCACGGUGUCCAUCUUCAACACCGGAGGCGCGGUCCCUUCUAGCGCGGGAGGCACCGACGGGGCUGGCGUCGUUGGCAGCAGCAACAGCGAUAGUGAUGGAGAAGAAGCUGCUACAGGGGGAGGGGAGGAAGGAGCCCUCGUGGUGUUGGUGCUCGGUUCUCCGGAGGUGGACAGCGGUACGGGUGACACGGUGUUCUCGCUCUCGGCGGAGGUGGAGGUGCCAGACCUUAUCGGGCUUAACUCGACAUCAUUGGUGGUGGAGGUUUCAACAAACUCCUCCGUACUCCUGGCAUCGGCAGCGCUCGAAGAGGCCAUCACCAGCAAGGAAUGGCUGCGUUGGCCGUACGCCUCGGAGCUGCCUGGAUCGCACACGGUGGCGAUCGCGGCGGUAGACGAGGCCGGCAACGUGGACCCCGAGCCGGCGGUGUGGACGUGGUCCGUCGACGCGCGGCCAAGGACGUCCCUCACCAGCGCCCCACAGGCGGUGACGGCCGUGGACACGGCUUUCUUCUCGUUCGCGUGCGCGCUCCCGGAGUCGGAGGCGACGCCUUCCGCCUCCUCGGGGGUAAACCUCCUCUCGAGCAGCGACGACGACGAUAGCGUCCAAAGCGCUAUUACUGGCGGCGGCGAGGACGGUGACGAUGAAACCGCCGUUGAGACAGCGCCCGCGCCAGCAGCCGACGACGACGAAGCAGAGGCAGGGGUGGACGAGAACAACGAGACGGCGGUCGACGACGGCGGGGUGUGGGAGGUCCACGAGGGCGGGGCGUGCGUCUUCUUCUUCUCGCUGGACGGCGGCAACUACUCGGCGGUGGAGCCGCCGGCGGCGGCGGCGGGGGCGGGGGAGUCCUCGUCCAUGUCGUCGUCCUCGUCGUCCUCGUCGUCGGUGGCGCCGAGCAGUAACACGCUGCUGUUGACGGGGCUAGCCGACGGGGCGCACGAGCUUAGUGUGUACGCGUGCAAGGCGAACAGCACCGAGUGCGACCCUCAGCCGCUAAGCCAUUCCUGGGAGACUGACACGUCGCUGCCGGUGACGACCAUCCUCUCCUUCCCCGACAAGCUCAUGCCGUCCGUGUUCACCUUCGGGUCGAGCAAGCCCCUGUCGCGGUUCAUGUGCAAGGUGGACAGCGGCCUAUGGCGCCAGUGCGACGAGACUUCCCAGUUCCCCCUCAGCGACGGCCUCCACAGCGUCGUCGUCAUGGCCGUCGAUCCCACCGGCCGCUCGGACCCGAACCCCAUCACCUACAACUGGGAGGUGAGCAUGCUGGAAACGGUCGUGGAGUUCUGCCCGCCGAGCCACCUGCCGUUCCAGGCGGCGGAGACGCAGCAGGUCCUCCUGGGCGCGUCGUACGACGGGGUGGCCUGCGCGCCGGCCAUGUCCUGCCAGAUCCGCUACGUCCUCCAGUGGGAGGCCCCCGUGCCGGCGUCCUCGGCUGCGGACUGCGUCGCCCCCCCGUCCCCGGCCCCGACCGCCGCCCCGGUGCCCCCGUGGUCCUUGUCGCCGACGCGGGAGGGCGUGGAUGAUGACGACAAGGCCGGCGGCGGCGGCGGCGGCGGGAGUGGUGCAUCGAGUGGCGGCGGGGAGAGCGGUGGUGGCGAUGAUGAUGGUGGCGGCGGGGGCGGUCUCGCGACCCCGGGCCCGACCGGCGGGGGUACCGACGACGACGGAGGCGGGGGCGGUGAUGGCGGCGGGUCCGCCCCCGGGCAGAACUACCUCUCCCGGUCGGUGGUGCUGUGCGCGGAGGCUUGGGCUAACUGCUCGACGUUGGCGGCGAACGCUAGCUACAGCUACCAGCAGCCGACGUCUUCCGGCGAGGGCGGGUGCACUAAGCUCGAGACCCUCGAAGGACAGGUGGGGCACAGCCACGGCACCCUGGUGAUGCAAAACCUGGGCGUGGGGGACUACAACCUCACGCUCGAGGCGUUCAACGUUUUCGGGGUGGUCGACCGCAGCCCCGUCGUGUGUCCCUUCCGGGUGCUGGCGGAGGGGGAAUCCGUCAAUCAGACGCAGAUCGUCAUGGUGCGCACGCCCGCCAAGGUGCUCAACCGCCCGGAACAGGCGCCGUUUCUGUUCGAGUUCGAGGUGGAAGACGUCCUUGCUGCUGCCGAUAUUUCUGCGAACACGUCGACGUCGUCAUCAUCAUCAUCAUCAUCACCCGCCACCACCACCAACCAAACGGAGUCGGCAACAGUCGAUUCUUCCGCGACCUCCUCCUCCUCCUCUGCCGCUGACGCGGCGGCCAGGCUGUCAUACCUCCUCUCGGGCCCCGGGGCCGGCGACGCGUGGGAGGCCGUGCCGGCGGUGCCGAGGGCCGAGUGGGACGCUCUCUUGCUGCUGGCCGGGGACAACAACGGCACCUCGUCCAUCUCUUCUUCUUCUUCGUCGUCUUCGUCGUCUUCCGCCGGAGGUGGUGGCGAUAGCGGGGGUUUCGUGUGGGGGCUGGAGCUGGAGGGGUUGGAAGAUGGAGAGUACCGCCUGCAGGUGCGAGACGAAAUCCUCGGAGACACGGCGGAGUACACGUGGAGGGUGGACAUGUCGGUGCCCGAGCUUUCCCUCGACGCCAUGCCCCAGAACCCAUCGCACAGCGCGGAGGCGAUCUUCGUGCUGCGAUGCUCGAAGCUGUCGUGCGGCCUGGAGUACCAGCUCAACGACGACGGCGUGUGGCGCCUGUGGGUCGCCGCCGCGGCGGAGGUGGAGCACACCCACAGCUCCAGGGCCCCCACCCCCGCUCCCGCGGUGGCCCACAUGUUGGGGUCGGGGUCGGACGACGAGGGGGGAGGGGCGGGUGCGGACAGCGGUGACGGCGGGUCCGAUGAGGCGGGUGAUGACGAGGGGGACGGCGGAGAGGAACCGGCAGAGGACGGGGGGGAGGAGGAGGAGGAGAAUGACACGGUGUUUGUUAGGAUCACUGCGCAGCAGGUCGAUUGGGAGGUUGACCUCACGAGGCCGGAGACACGGGUGGUGAGCCGGCCGAGCCCCGUGAUGACAACGGGGGUGGCCGCGUUCCAGUUCGCGUGCUCCCUUGCCGGGGAGGAGCCGUCGCACGGGUGCUUCUACCAGUACCAGAUGAUGGUCGCGAACUCGGAGACGGACUGGGACAGGCUGGAGUGGCUGCCGACGGCGGACUCGGUGACGCUGUACGAGAUAGGGGAGGGCGUCAACAGGAUUCGGGUGCGGGCGCACGACUCUGAGACGGAGCUGUACGACCUUUCGCCGGCGGAGGUUGUUUGGGUGCGGGACGCUACACCGCCCCAGCUGGACUGGCUGUGGACGCCGGAGGAGGUGUCCCAUCUCUCGAACGCCCUGUUCGAGUUCACGUGCCUCGGAGAGCUUCCCCUGCCGGCGACCGUCUUCGGAGACGAGGCGGACCCCGAGGAACCGGUCGAUAUGGGCCAAGGGGAGCAGGAGGACCAAGCCAGCUCCUCCUCCUCCUCCUCCUCGUCAUCUCCUUGGUUGCGCUCAUCAUCAUCAUCAACAUCGGGCAGCGGCACGCAUUCUGAACCCGUGGCCAUCAGGGACGACGAUGAUGCUUCGGCGGUUGGGGCCGCCGCCAUCGCCGCCGCCUACCCCACGGCGUUCCCCCGCGUGCUGCCCAGCGGGUGCGCGUUCGAGGCGAGCCUGGAUGGGGCGGAUUUCGAGGCCGUGCCGAACACCGUGGGACUGUCGGGACUGUCGAACGGCGACCACCGCUUUUCCGUCAGGGCUAGCGACCUUGCGGGCAACGUGGCAGCUACUUCAUACUUCGAUUGGACCGUUGACACCAACGUCCCAGACACGGUGGUCGUAGCGUGCCCGUCGAGCGUGGCUUCCUCUCCUAUGGCCACCUUCAAGAUCCUCGACACCGUGGGGGCGGAACAGGACGAGGGGCACUUCGAAUACAGACUGGACCCCUUGGACGACGACGCCGCUUGGGCCACCACGUCCAACACCACCCUCGAGUUCUUGGGGCUGCAAGACGGCACGCACGCGCUGACAGUGAGGGCUCGCGAGACCCUGGCGGAAGGAGGGAGCAGCGACCAGGUGCCGGAGGUAGUGACCUGGGAGGUGGACACGGAGUGCCCGGACACGACCUUCGUCGUCCUGCCGGAGGUCGUGACCCACCUCACCAGCACGGUGCUCGUGGUGGAGGGGGGUCCGGACGCGGCCUCCUUCGAGUACGCUCUCGACCCGAUCGAGACCAACACCAACACCGAUAACGACCACGACGAUGAUGACGAUGGUGAUGACGAUGCCGAGGAGGCCGGCAGCAGCGGUGGCGUGUCGAGCGGGGGCAGCAGUGGCGGGGGUGGGACGGCGGCGAGUCGUGAUUCUUCUUCUAGGUCGUCGUCGUCGUCGUCAUCGUCGUCGACGACUUCGGGCGGGGAGGGGGAGGGGGAGGAGGCCGGGGUGGUGUGGCAGCAGGGAGAUAGCUCGGGCGUGAUACAUCUCUACGACUUGGAGGAGGGACGGCACGAGAUCAGGGUGAGGGCUGUGGAUUCGGCGGGCAAUGCGGACCCUUCCCCGGCCACGUACAGCUGGAUCGUCGACAGAGCGGGUGUGUACGGGCACCCGAGCAUGGUCACCGACGUUGUGGCAGAGGGCGGCAACAAGCAGGCGAUCGUGCAGUGGUCCGCCGCUGCCGACGACGGCGGCGGAGACCUGACCAAGUACGUCGUCAUCGCCUCCACCGCCUACGCCGACAUCAACGUCGAGGCUACCGUGGAAGGGCUGACGAACGGCCUGGUGUACAGCUUCCAGGUGGUGGCCGCUAAUGCCUUCGGGUACAGCACUCGCAGCCUGCCCUCCAACAAGGUUGUAACGCACGACCCCGCGGACCCUUGCGGCCUGGUGACGUGCGGGGACCACGGGUCGUGCUUCGUGCAGCGCAGUCAGUCCAACGCCCUGAGAGGGUACUGCGUCUGCCACCCAGGGUAUUCGGGCAGCGACUGCUCCGUGGUGGCGUCCGGCACGUCACCCGUCCUUGGCGCGUACCCCGGUUCUUGGGGGGAGUGCGACAUGAAGUGCGGCGGGGGAGUGAGGCGCCGCACGGUGCAGUGCCUCGAGUUCCUCGACGGCAUCCCCCUGAUGCCCUCGGCCAACGACACGAGCUGCUGGGAGGAGCUGGGGGAGACCCCGGAGAGCCACCUGGCCAUGACGGAGAGGUCCUGUCGGAACGUGGCGUGCCUCGCCAUGUUCCUCGAUGUGACGAUGAGGCUCCGAGCUUUCUACGAUGACGCUUGCUUCACUGUGGCGGCACAGGACGCCUUUCUCUCGGGCUUCGCGGCGGAGGUGGCCCACGCCCUCAACAUCAAGGUCGAGCUCGUGAUCGACCUCAACGCCUUCCACACCGACAAGCACAACGAGAUGGAGGUGCGGUUCAUCAUCGCUCCCGGGCAGACCGGCGCUGACCAGCCCAUCGAGAACCUUCGGGAGCAGCUUCUUCUACAGGCGGCUUCGGAGACGAGCUCGUUCCGGUCGCACGGCACGUGGACCCGUAAGCUCAUCCCGGAGUCGGUGGAGGUGUCCCAGGGCACUUACGAGCUGCCCUCCCUCAACGUGACCGGCAUCGCGUCCGACCUGGUGAUGAUCCUCAUGGGGGUGGGCACCUCGUGCUUGGCCGUGGCGGUGUACGGGGCCUGCUCUUCCCGGAAGAGCAAAAAGUGGGAGACCGUCUACGACGGGGAGUACGGCGACGACGACAGCACGGGAACAUCCCCCAGCGGCGAGGGAGGGCGCGGUAGCGGCCGCCGCAGGUUCCACGGCAACACCGGCGGCAAUCGGUUGGACGGCGACGGCAGCGGCGCCGCCGGUGGAACCGGAAGAGGAGGCGGCGGCGGCGACGGCGACGGCAGGGGCUGCGUCCGCCGAAACCGUCGGUGGUUCGAGCUCGAUGACGACUCGGAAGACUACGACAGCGAGGACGAGGACGACGAGGAGUGGGACGACGAGGACGAGACCAGCCCGUUCUUCGGCAGGCGACGACAAAGGCGAAGGCGACGAGGAGGCGCCGGCUUCGUGUAG